UUUUAAUUCUGAUCUGAAUAUAGACAAUUUUUUGGUCUUAAAAUCUUAAGAUUAUUGCCUUUAAAUAACAAUAGAGCUAGCUUAAGAACGAUAUGAUUGACAUCUCUAUAAUUCAAUUUUUUUAGACCAAAGAGGUGAUGUUUCAAUUAAAUCUGCAUCUUCACGUUCAUGAGAAUCAACUUCAUCCUCAAAUAAUUUAAAUCCAUUAUUGAGAGUUGAAAAUUUCAUAUCAACAUUAUAACUACUUAAAGAAGGUCCAGAACGUUUUUAUUCAGAACUCAAAUAAUGAUUAUUUAUACUAUACUUCUAGAAGAGUGUAAGUUUGAUUUUGAUGCUCAAAGAAUUAUUCAUCAAAG
This is a messenger RNA of Paramecium sonneborni, 356 nucleotides long. Lineage: Eukaryota; Ciliophora; Oligohymenophorea; Peniculida; Parameciidae. The record is from the annotation of a GenBank genome assembly.